This is a messenger RNA of Caenorhabditis briggsae, 324 nucleotides long. NCBI's taxonomy places the organism in Eukaryota, Metazoa, Nematoda, Chromadorea, Rhabditida, Rhabditidae. The coding region runs from base 1 to 324 and encodes 107 amino acids. The record is from RefSeq and is a predicted model, not a curated record. The transcript is spliced from 2 exons.
AUGAAUCCACCACCGCAAUUACCCCGUGCUACUGAUUGGAUCAAUGUUUUCGGAACUGCGAACAACUUCCCAGAAUCUCAAAUCAUGCAUAAUCGCCUGGAAGCUCACCAUUUUCAUUUCAUGCGCACCGUUGUUGCUGCCGACGGUGGCAGCGCUGAUCGCCUUGCAAAAUUGGACAGACUCAUUGCGCUUAACCUCACGCUCGCUCGUCUUGGAGAGAAGCCACUGUGUCAUGCGGAUCUCGUCGUCAUGUGUCAUACAGCGAUGGAGAUCAAUAAGCUUAAAGCAGAGCUGAUUGCGGCAGGAGCAAAACCGCAAGAGUGA